Molecule: messenger RNA, 1469 nt
Organism: Erinaceus europaeus (western European hedgehog)
Lineage: Eukaryota; Metazoa; Chordata; Mammalia; Eulipotyphla; Erinaceidae
Gene: LIME1
Product: Lck interacting transmembrane adaptor 1
Exons: 5
Coding region: 386-1288 (300 amino acids)
Biological process (GO): regulation of non-canonical NF-kappaB signal transduction; T cell receptor signaling pathway; regulation of phosphatidylinositol 3-kinase/protein kinase B signal transduction
Cellular component (GO): B cell receptor complex
Molecular function (GO): protein kinase binding
Source: RefSeq, a predicted model, not a curated record
GGACCGGCUGUCUCAGGCUGGGAUCAAGGCUGAGGACUUGGGUUGGAUGGAAGCCCCCAGAGCCGAGGUCUAACCUGAUCCCAGGAAGACCCCUGUGUCUCCUCACCAGUGCAGGCUGAGCCUCUGAGGGCAUGAGCAGGGCCCUAGGAACAGCCUCAGUUCCCAUCACACGCUGUAGUGUUAGGAUUCCAGGCUGGGCUGUGGCAGGUGGAUGAGGUUGAGGUUGGGGUGAUGGGGAGCAACUGGUGAGGGCUGCACAGAGACAGGAAGUGGGGGGAGCUUGCUGAGGACUGCGGAAGGCACUGAGCUUUGGGGUGCCCAGCCACCCAGACAGGGCCAAGGAGGAGCCCCUGCCGUGGCCUCGGUUAGGCAGCAGCUCACAGGGAUGGGGCCCCAGGUGCCAUGGGUCACUUCUGCACUCUGGGCCCUGGGCAGCCUUGCCCUACUCCUUGGGCUAUGGACGCUGUGCACGGCCUGCCACAGGAAGCAGGCACAGAGGCAGCAGGCUGGGCUGCAGGGCAUGGAAGCACAGGUGGAAGAGGUGGCUGCCUGGCUGUCCCUGGGGCCAGGGUGGGGCCAUCAAGGCACCAAUGGCCUUCCUUGCCCCCAGCCACUGCUGAAGCGACCCCACAUCCAUUCUCUCAGCAAGUCGGAAACCAGGCUGCACGACCUGCCCUUGGGCCCACGUAGCAGCAGAGCCUCCAGGCCGGCCAGCAUGGAUCUGCACACACACUGGAGGGAGGUCUCCAAAAGCAUCACCAGGCCACCGGCAGCCUUCUCACAUGGGGAGCUGCCCCAGGCCAGGCCGGCUGCCGCCCUGAUGCCCUGCAGUAGCCCUAAUGCCACCUACUCCAACGUGGGGCUAGCUGCCAUCCCCCGAGCACUCUUAGCAGCCAGCCCCGUGGUGCUGACAGGCACAUGGCUGAACAACAGCCACGUGGGACCUGAGGCCAGGCCCCUAAUGCCCGAGUAUGCUUGCAUCCAGAAAUUUAAGGCAAUAAACAGGGCUGCUCAAGGCUUGGAGCAGGGGCAGCUGGCCCCAGGCUCUCAGGUGGAUGCCCUGUACUCUCAGGUCAGCAAGCCCAAAAGGAGAGACCCUGGACCUGGCUGCAAUCAGGGUGAUAGCAAGGACAGGGGAGCCACUCGAGCUUCGGACAGUAACCUGGCCUAUGAGGCCCUCCCACCAAGGGGCUUGGAUGAGGACUGCAGCCCCUUGCAAAACGUGUAUGAGAGCAUCCAGGAAGUGGGAGCCCAAAGGUGCCUGGAGCCCCCUGGCUCGAGCUGUUAGCAUGGGGCCCCUGUCCCCCUGCCUAGGUUUCCAGACAUGUCCAAGUCCUUACUCCUAAGUGCUGUCGUGGCUGACUCCACCCCUACACACCCACCCACAUACACAGAUGACAGCACAAACCAGACCCCAUUGGCUGAUUGCCUGAGAAUGCCUGCCAGGCCAUAAUAAACCCCAGCGCCUG